GUGACAACCGGUGAUAAGUGACCUAAGACCUGUAGUUAAUUAUUUGUCAUACACUCCUGUAUCUGUAAUUAACCUGUUUAUUUUAUGUAAUUAUGAGUUUAAAAUGCUUUGGUUUUAGGAAGAGCAGCUUUUUUUCACUGUUAAUGUGAUGAAAAUAAUUCACUUUCAGAUACUUUUUAAAUGUAGACAUAUAUAAACAGAACUAAUAUAUAUUUCUUUGAAAUUAGUUCCGUUUAGUGUGAAGGUGUUAUUUUGAAAUUUUCAAUCCAGAUUUUAUUGACGCCAUUCAAGUGAAUUACAAUCACCAUGGGGAAAGAAAAACACGGCUUUCUUACACCUAAGGCUAUCGCCAAUCGUAUUAAGGCGAAAGGUCUCCAGAAACUGAAAUGGUACUGUCAGAUGUGUGAAAAACAAUGUCGAGAUGAGAAUGGUUUUAAAUGUCACAUGAUGUCUGAAUCCCACCAAAGGCAACUGUUGCUGUUUGCUGAAAACCCAGAUGAUUAUAUAGAUACAUUUUCUAAAGAUUUUCUUGAUGGUUUUCUGGAAGUUUUGCAUAGACGAUUUGGAACAAAACGAGUUCAUGCUAACAUAGUAUACCAAGAAUAUAUCACAGAUCGUCAUCACAUUCAUAUGAACUCCACUCAGUGGGAGACUUUGACAGAUUUUGUCAAAUGGACAGGAAAGGAAGGUUAUUGUGUGGUAGAUUAUACGGAAAAGGGUUGGUUCUGUCAGUACGUAGAUCGAACGCCAGAAACUAUUCGAAAACAAGAGGCAGUCAAAGCAAAAGAGAGGAUGGAUAUGGACGAUGAAGAAAGAAAUGCAAAAUUCAUUGAGAAACAGAUCCAAAGAGCAUCUGUAACUGAGAAAGUCAAAGCUGAACCUGAAUUCACAGAACUGAAAAGAGAAUGUGAAGAAAAAGUAACAUUCAACCUGGGAACCUUUGUUAAGAAAAAGGAAGAAGAGUUGAAAAAAACAGAACUGAAGAAUAAUAUCUUGAAAAAAUUACCUCAACCAGAUACUAAAUCUUCAAAGGAAUUAGCAUCUGCAAGUGGCACUAAAAGAAAGUCUUCUGCUCUUGAUGACAUUAUGAAGUUUGAAGAAAUGAAACGAGAAAAGAUGAAUCGUAAAGACAACUGGCUCGACGAGGGGAUUGUUGUAAAGGUUAUAACCAAAAAACUCGGGGAUAAAUACUACAAAAGGAAAGCUGUGAUUAAGCAAGUUGAAAAUUUAUAUAUGGCUGUUGUGAAGCUGUUGGAUACUGGAGACAAAGUGAGGCUUGACCAGAGCCAUCUUGAAACUGUGAUUCCUGCUCUUGGUAAAACUGUAAAAAUAGUAAAUGGUGCAUAUCGUGGAACAAAUGCUGUUUUACAAUCAAUCAAUGAAAAGAAAUUUUGUGCAACUGUUGCCAUCAAACAGGGUCCGUUAGCAGGCAGAGUACUCGAAGGUGUGCAAUAUGAAGAUAUAAGUAAAUUGUAUCAACCAACAUGAAGCUAAUUAAAGAAGAUAAUCAUUAUGAUACAUCUAUGAAUUUAUCUACAAAUCUCAGGCUGGUUUUGCAUCUAAUGUCAUUUUCAUUUCAAUUGAUUAUUUUGCAUUGAUAUUCUGCUCCCACAAUCCUUAUCUUCAUAUCUAGCUGUGCUAGAUUUCAUCACCAACUUUAAUUUAUUCAAUCAUGGUGUAAUGCAAUGACUGUACAAGUAGACAUUCCACAUGGUGUGGGUACAGCACUUUACUUGGAUCUUACAGAAGUUGGUGCUAAUUAUUUUUCCAUCCUAAUCUCUAAGAUUAGCUAUUCCGUUGGAAAUUAAAGUACUUUAUAUAAUCAAAGAUUAAAAGACUGAGUAUUUUACUCUGUGUAAAUAAUGUAAUCUUUAAACAUUUUUAGAUUGAGGCAUAUUCUUUGACAUUUUCUUCUAUUACUGCAAAAACAUUAAAGGAUUUGAACAAUUUUAAACCUGAACAAUUAAAGCUCAAUUCCAGCGGAAGACUCAAUCUAUUCUCACUAUAUUGAGAAACAAUCCCCAAAUAUGUUGGUUAGCAUCUCUGAGAUCUAACAAAAUAGGAGAGUUUUUUUUUUGUUCUUUCCAACAGUGGUGACAUGGUACAAUAAAGAAACGAAAUAAACUUUUGUAUAAAGUAA
This is a messenger RNA of Octopus bimaculoides (California two-spot octopus), 2140 nucleotides long. RefSeq names its product DNA/RNA-binding protein KIN17. NCBI's taxonomy places the organism in Eukaryota, Metazoa, Mollusca, Cephalopoda, Octopoda, Octopodidae. Gene Ontology annotation, cellular component: nucleus. The record is from RefSeq and is a predicted model, not a curated record. Gene Ontology annotation, molecular function: double-stranded DNA binding. Gene Ontology annotation, biological process: DNA replication; DNA damage response.